AGUUUGGAGGACGGUGCUGAGGCAGGUCGGGUAGCUGUUCCCGCUCUCCAACUGAAAAUGUUGAGGGAGACCGCAUGUUUAUUUUUGGGUCAGUGACAGUAUGUCAAUGGCCGGCAAUGCUUCGCAGCGGAAGGCUCUGAGAUACCAGCAAACCCUGUUGUAUGGACAGUACAGGGAGCAGCUGGGAAUCACAGCUCAGAAGAAAUCUAGGCAGCUGUUUUACACAAAUCAGGCUCAUCCUGCUACUCAGGGGGCUGGAAAACCUCCCUCAGAAACUGCUGAACAAAAUGAUCAAUUCUUCAAGAGGAAGAAGCUGCAUCGUUACUCUGAGUGCAGAGACUGUGUGGCGCGAAUGCACAUGUACGUUGUGGAGAAGCUGGGUGAGGACUGGAUCUUCCUGGUGCUCCUGGGCAUUACCAUGGCCCUGUUGAGCUGGACCAUGGAUUACGCUAGCAGCAAGAGCCUGCAAGUGUACAAGUGGAUGUACAGUGAGCUGAGGGGGAACGUGGCCCUGCAGUACCUGGUCUGGAUUGCAUAUCCCAUGAUGCUCAUCAUCUUCGCCUCCCUUUUCUGCCAGAUGGUGGCACCGCAGUCAGUCGGUUCGGGCAUUCCGGAGAUGAAAACCAUCCUCAGAGGGGUCAUGCUGAAGGAGUAUCUCACUGUCAAAGCCUUCGUGGCCAAAGUCAUCGGCCUGACAGCUGCCCUGGGCAGCGGGAUGCCUCUGGGCAAAGAGGGCCCAUUCGUGCACAUAGCCAGCAUCUGCGCAGUAAUGGUAAGCAAGCUGAUGUCCACCAUCUCCGGUGUGUACCAGAACCCCUAUUGUUACACAGACAUCCUGACAGUGGGCUGUGCCGUGGGAGUCGGCUGUUGCUUCGGCAGUCCUUUGGGAGGGGUGCUGUUCAGUAUUGAGGUUACAUCUGCCUACUUUGCUGUGAGGAACUACUGGAGAGGCUACUUUGCUGCUACUUUCAGUGCAUUCAUAUUCAGAUGUCUGUCUGUAUUUAACAAAGAUGCAGUCACCAUAACGGCUCUCUUCCGCACAAACUUCCGCAUGGACUUCCCCUUCGACCUCCAGGAGCUCCCCGCUUUUGCUAUCAUAGGCAUUUCUUGUGGAUUUUUGGGUGCCUUCUUUGUCUACCUCAACCGCCAAGUGGUGCUGCUGAUGCGAAGACAGAACACGCUGACCAGCUUCCUCACUAGGCACCGAUUUGUUUAUCCAGGUGUGGUGACCUUUUUGGUUGCAAGUUUAACCUUUCCUCCUGGAUUUGGACAGUUUUUUGCUGGAGAGCUGAUGCCCAGGGAAAGUGUCAAUUCCCUUUUUGACAAUUUCACCUGGUCCAAAAUCUGGAACUCCCCGGUGCCCCCUGGCCUGGGCAAGUCGGCUGCAUGGCUGCACCCUGAUGUCAAUGUCUUUGUCAUCCUGCUCCUUUUCUUCAUCAUGAAGUUUUGGAUGUCAGCUGUUUCCACUACGAUGCCCAUUCCCUCCGGUGCCUUCAUACCCGUCUUCAUACUCGGUGCCACCUUUGGCCGACUGGUCGGAGAAAUAAUGGCCACUCUGUUCCCCAGUGGGAUCCUGUUUGAUGGGAUUGUGUACCAGAUCCUUCCGGGAGGCUACGCGGUCAUUGGAGCAGCAGCUCUGACGGGGGCCGUGACCCACACCGUUUCCACCGCCGUCAUCUGCUUUGAGCUGACGGGCCAGAUCUCGCACAUCCUACCCAUGAUGGUGGCUGUGAUCCUGGCUAAUAUGGUGGCUCAGGGGCUGCAGCCGUCGCUCUACGACUCUAUCAUCCAAGUCAAGAAGCUGCCCUACCUGCCGGAGUUGGGUUUUGGACACUUCAGUCACUACAACAUAUUUGUGGAGGAUAUAAUGGUCAGGCGAGUGAAAUUUCUCUCAUCACAGUCAACAUAUAGGGAGCUGAAUAAUCUUCUGGAGUCUACGUCAUUCACAACCAUCCCCCUCGUUGAAUCAAAGGAGUCCAUGACCCUGCUGGGCUCCGUAGAGCGAUCUGAACUGCAGGAUCUCCAUGAUUGGUGGCUCUCUGCCGAGAGACGUCUUCUCAGCCAAAGCCAGGGCCUUCAAGGUCAAAGUGUGGGUCUCCGGGCCACAUUGGCUUCUGUAGACGAAGACGCUGGAGAUGAAAGUGGAAUCAAGAAAACCCCCCUACCAGAAGGGAGAAGUCCUCUCCCAGCCAUGUAUGCCAGGGCCGCUUCUGUGAAUCACAUAGUUGCAGACAAACGCCCCCUACAGGCAAUGAGGAGAACACUGCAGAGUUUAUUUUCUUCCUCCACAGACAGGCAGACAUAUGAACACACAGAGGUGCCUGCUUCUCCUGAACUUGUGGAUACAAUGUCUCCAGAGGAGAUCAAGGCAUGGGAGGAGACAGAACUGGAUAAGCCUAUAAACAUAGAGCAGGUGCACGUUGAUCCCUCACCCUUCCAGCUGGUGGAGAGGACCUCACUGCACAAGACUCACACGCUCUUCUCCUUGCUGGGCCUCAGCCACGCUUACGUUACUGGUGCCGGGAAGCUUGUCGGAGUCGUGGCGCUGAAGGAGCUACAGAAAGCCAUCGAGGGCUCAACUCGCAGCGGGGUACGCCUGCGCCCUCCUCUGGCCAGUUUCAGAGAUUCCAGUCGCAAAUCUUCCAAAUCCCACCAGUCACCAUCCUCCCCGGUCCUGUCCGCACGGCAAGAGAGGGAGCCGAAGGUGUGGAUAGAACAGGGGGAAGAAAGAGUUGAAAAGGAGGGAGAUGAGAAGAAAGAUGAGGGCAGCAGUAUCAGACAGGCCUCCAUAGAUUUGUCGUUCCUCCACCCUGAGCUACCACUAGAGGGCACUUUUGACGAUGAAGACUUCGUGUAGACUAGGAUCAGCCGGUUUUUUGGGAAUAGUGCGUUAUGAUUUAUACGGAUCGGGAUUCUUUCUUUGUUCUUCUUGAUUUCAGGCUAGUCCUUCAAAAAUGUUUGGGUAGAGCUUUAGAUUCAAACCACCUGUUCAAUAAUCAUAAAAAAAAAAAUCCAAUUUUGAUAGCUAUGAUUGAGGCUUUGAUUACGUAGCUCACAACGAUAUCUCACAAUCUCAGAGUUUCUGCAUAUAAUGUUAUUGAUUUUACAGCAUGUAAUUAUGUGAUUAACUUUUUAAAGAAAAUGUGUUACUACUCAAUACCUAACUAAAUCAUCAAUCGAAAAACAAAUCAUUUAAUAAAGUCACCCAUUCUCUACUUU
This is a messenger RNA of Paramormyrops kingsleyae, 3219 nucleotides long. Its product is annotated as chloride channel protein 1-like. Gene Ontology annotation, cellular component: plasma membrane. Gene Ontology annotation, biological process: chloride transport; transmembrane transport. The record is from RefSeq and is a predicted model, not a curated record. Gene Ontology annotation, molecular function: voltage-gated chloride channel activity. NCBI's taxonomy places the organism in Eukaryota, Metazoa, Chordata, Actinopteri, Osteoglossiformes, Mormyridae.